AUACUAGUUUUAACAAAUAUAUCUGAUGUCGUGAUAUAAAAGAGAUUCUUUUCCGAAGUCUCCAUAUUGGUGGAAAUAUACAUGAAUCGUGUUCGUCAUGUCAGAAUUCAGUUAUCUCUGUGUUCCUCGGACGAUUCCAUUUCAAUACAAGACAAUUACUCAAGUCUUCAAUGAGAUAACAACACUGUUUCCAGAUAAAGAAAUUCUCAUUUACCGAGGUAUUGAGGGAACCCGGGAAAGCUUGACUUGUCAUCAACUUCAGACACAGGCAACAAAAUUAGCAGGUUAUCUCAUCAAGAGAGGAAUGAAGAAAGGAGAUAAAAUUGCUCUCCAUGGGCCAAACACUCUAGAAUGGGUGAUUGCAGAAUUAGCGAUAAUCAUGGCGGGAAGUGUUGUUGUUCAAGUGCCCUUCGACAUCACCGACGCCAGAGAUCUUUAUGAAAUAGCUACAAUUGCUGAGUGUAAGGCCUUUUUGCUAGAUCCUGGAAGAAAUAAUGAAUAUGUGGAUAUGAUUUUACAACUUAUUGCAUACACCAAGGAGGACUCAAAUCUUUCAACAUUUGCGUUUCUUAGAAAGAGCAAGCAGCUAACUUCCUAUGACUACCUCCCCGGGAUAUUGCAGUUAACCGAAAACGAUGUGGAAUUUCCUACACUCUACCCCGAGGAUGAAAUUGUGAUUUUCACGACAUCUGGAAGUACGGGAAAGCCUAAAAUGAUCCCUAAGACACACUUCCAAGCAACCAACAAUGGCAUGAUAUUCUCUGAGAAAACGUACAAUGAUCGCCCAUUUACGUGGUUAGCCGGAUGCCCCAUUUUCACAGUUUACCAAGGAUGCUCUCGAAUAUUCUGCGAUUCCUCAGUUGCCACCGAAGGACAUAGAACCAUGAAAAUAUGGGAGGUAAUCAAAGAAGAAGACUGCACAUCCGCGCUACUAUCACCUAACUUUCUUUCAUAUCUGAUCUCUCACGGAGACAAUUACAAAAACUUGUUCAAACUUGACACGGUCAUCACGAGUGGACAAAUGGUUGACAAUGUCCACACAAAGGUCGUUGGCGUAUUUACCAGGCGUUUGACAGUCGUAUACGGAUCUACUGAGACAAGUAGGAUAUCUGUACUUCCGCCGAUUACCACUCCUGGUGAAAAGAGAGCUGGUGACGUUGGAAUACCUAUAUCAGGUAAUGAAGUGAAGGUCAUUGAUGGAGCAGGAAAUGUUCUGAGAAAAGGGGAAAGCGGGGAACUUUGUAUUCGAAGUAUUUGUGGUUUUGAGAAAUAUUACAAGGACACAGAUUUAACUGACGAAGUCCUUUUGCCCGGAAAGUGGUUUCGUUCUGGCGACAUUGCGUACAUUAAUAAAGACAGUCACAUUGUUAUAAAGGGGCGGGUCAAGGAAUUCAUUUCCCGAGGCACAGAAAAAAUAAUGCCAAGUAGCAUUGAAGAAGUCAUUCAAAAAAAGAAUGGUGUAAAAAUUGCUAUUGCUGUUGGAGUACCUGACAAACGUUUAUACGAAGAAAUUUGCGUUUGUUAUGUUACGGAUCCAGGGCAGGAUAUUUUACCAUGCGAGGUAAAACAAUUUUGCAUUGAAAACUUCGUUGGGCAGGAAGCCAUGAUUGAUGAUAUUGGUAAAAUGCCAAAGUAUUUUCUCCGAUUCCAUAGUCUGCCGAUGCUUGCUACAGGAAAGAUUAACAAAAAGCGCUUGAAAAUGGAUGCCAUUCAACAGCUAAACCUGAUUGAUCAGAUGUAAGGCGAACGUUUGAUAUAAGAUUUAACUACUCAAGUUCAGUCCUGUAGAUUUAGUGAUUUGCUGAAAAGUGAAUCAUUCUUUUCUCAUGAAAGACCUACACGUUUCAUAGACAUAUGUGUUAACUCCAUAUUCAAUAUUCAUUUAAUUUAAAUUAAUGUUCAAAAGAUAAUUUCACCCAGACAACUUACAGAAGUUGUGUGUGCAUUUUACCUGAUUUAUAGAAAUACUUGUAUGACUAAGCUUUAUCCCAGCAUGUAUUUUUCAUCACAACCAUUACGGUACUCAGACACAACGAUUAAUUGAUUGGUGCAUAUUUUUAUUAAAAGUAGGAAGCUGAGAAUCGCUUCCAAAGCUAACAUGUUAAAUAUUAAGUUUUGUAGUCUAAUGUUACCGGGUAAUCAACGUCAAGAAAAUAAAAGAAUAAUUUGGUAUUGGAUGAGGAUGCUUCCCUAAGAUAAAUGACCAUUCGUAAGGUAUUGCUCUAGAAUUCCAUUACGGUAAAAUCUCCCUUUCUGACUGUAAGUUGAACGUUUGCAUCAUCACUCUUUCUGUCUUAACGUUAAACACGUUCAUUUGUGACAGUUUAUAGUGUCGUGUGCAAAUUCAGCUCGGCGGUAAACCAGCAAUGUAAAAUGCACUGCUUUAUCCGAUAUAAGAAAAGAAUAUUUACACAAAAAAUAUUGUAUGAUACCAAAUGUAAUGAAAUUUCAUGAAAUCAUGUCAACGAGUAAAAACUUGCGAAAGUUUAUUUUAAAGAUAUCCGAAUUAGUAUGUUCUCCUUAACACACAAUUUGAAUUUUUGUACAUAUUCAUGUAUAUUUCAUUACCUUUUUUUUUUUGCAUACCUAUAUACAUUCCUCUGAUGUUACUUGUAUUGAUACAUGAAA
Ostrea edulis (European flat oyster) is the source of this 2628-nucleotide messenger RNA. Its product is annotated as medium-chain acyl-CoA ligase ACSF2, mitochondrial-like. NCBI's taxonomy places the organism in Eukaryota, Metazoa, Mollusca, Bivalvia, Ostreida, Ostreidae. The record is from RefSeq and is a predicted model, not a curated record. Bases 98 to 1741 code for a protein of 547 amino acids. The transcript has 2 exons.